AUGGCCACGGAUGACGACUCAAAAAUUGCCAAGCCCGGACCCCGGUCAGGAGAGCCGCCCUUCCAGCUGAAGUGUGAGCCGGAGGACUACUUGACGAUCAAAUGGGAGCCCGAGAUCUGCACGGCUGAGAUCAAGAUCGAAAACAUCACUAGUAGUCGCCAGACAUUCAAGGUGAGGGGCACCUCGAACGGCAUGUUCCGCAUAAAGCCCCCGAUCGGCAUGCUGAACGCUGGCCAAUCGGCCACCGUCCGCAUCACGUGCAAAUCGACCAAGAUGCCGGAAAACCAUCGCCACUACUUUGCCAUCUACCACUUUCAAGUUGAUGACGCCCGGCUGGGCCCCGAGGAAAAACCGCGAACUCUCUGGAAGACUGACUAUACCGUGGAUGGUGUGACGAGGAUCGUCGCUCUAUUUGAGACCGGUGCAAAGAAAGAGGAACCGGAGGAAAACAAGGAAGAGAACGAUGAUGAUAAGAACGAUCACGAAAAGCAGGAC
Molecule: messenger RNA, 495 nt
Organism: Mesorhabditis spiculigera
Lineage: Eukaryota; Metazoa; Nematoda; Chromadorea; Rhabditida; Rhabditidae
Source: the annotation of a GenBank genome assembly